CAAAAGCCACUUUAAUCAAUCAUCGCAUCUCCAAGCGCAUCGUCAUCAGCUCCCAUUUGCUAACUCGUAAAAAUGCCGCAAUAUAAACUGCAUUAUUUCAACUUCCGCGGAAUGGCCGAGUUAACCCGUUUGAUUUUCCACUACGCCGGAGUGGCGUUCGAGGAUGUCCGUUUCGAAAAGAGCGAAUGGCCCCAAUUGAAAGCAAGUAUGCCAUUUGGGCAGGUGCCCGUUCUCGAAGUAGACGGUAAGCCUUUAAGCCAGUCCUACGCUAUCGCCCGUUACGUUGCCCGGCAACACGGACUGGCCGGCAAAGACGAUUGGGAACAAGCACAGGUCGACAUGUACGCCGACUGCAUCAAAGACUUUAUGAUCCUCGGACGGCCAGUGUACGAAGAACACGAUCCCGAGAAGCAGAAAAUUCUGAUGAACAAAUUCAUGACGGACACGAUGAUCCCGCACAUGCUUGUCAUCGAAGCUCAGUUAGCGAAGAACGGAGGUGUUCUCGUCGGCAAGGAUGUCACUUGGGCCGAUAUAGCUUGCUAUGCGUUCUUCUCGUUCGUGAUCAGCAAGAAUCCCGAUGUGUUGAACGAUUGUCCCAACAUAACAGCGCUGCUCGCAAGAGUCUCGAGCCACGAGAACAUCAAAAAGUAUCUCGAAACUCGUCCAGUCACUGAAAUUUGAGUAUUCAAAUCAUUUCGAUCAAUAAUGGCACGUGAGACAAAGUAUAGGCCUAAACAAUUGAUUCGAUGUAAUUGCACCGUUUCCUUCAAACGAAUAA
Messenger RNA from Daphnia carinata, 778 nucleotides. Its product is annotated as glutathione S-transferase 1-like. Lineage: Eukaryota; Metazoa; Arthropoda; Branchiopoda; Diplostraca; Daphniidae. The coding region runs from base 73 to 681 and encodes 202 amino acids. Gene Ontology annotation, molecular function: glutathione transferase activity. The transcript has 3 exons. Gene Ontology annotation, biological process: glutathione metabolic process. The record is from RefSeq and is a predicted model, not a curated record.